Molecule: messenger RNA, 156 nt
Organism: Heterostelium album PN500
Lineage: Eukaryota; Evosea; Eumycetozoa; Acytosteliales; Acytosteliaceae
Exons: 2
Coding region: 1-156 (51 amino acids)
Source: RefSeq, a predicted model, not a curated record
AUGAGUCGUGUACUCAAAGAGCGAUUACCACCAUGGAUGGAUUUCAAAUUAACCGAUAAAGUACUACAUAAAGAAGCUAUAGAUAAAAUAUUAGAUAUUAAAAUGAGUAAAAAGACAUUCUUACAAUCACCACCGAUCGACUCUGACUAUUAUUGA